Messenger RNA from Hippocampus zosterae (dwarf seahorse), 1069 nucleotides. It is a transcript of the gene mettl21e, whose product is annotated as methyltransferase like 21e. Gene Ontology annotation, molecular function: protein-lysine N-methyltransferase activity. The record is from RefSeq and is a predicted model, not a curated record. Bases 274 to 1008 code for a protein of 244 amino acids. The transcript has 5 exons. Gene Ontology annotation, biological process: peptidyl-lysine methylation. Lineage: Eukaryota; Metazoa; Chordata; Actinopteri; Syngnathiformes; Syngnathidae. Gene Ontology annotation, cellular component: cytoplasm; cytosol.
GUUUCUGCCAAUCAGCGCCCUGACCGUGUCCGAGAACUGGAAAUGCACCGCAGAGGCCAGAUGGGAUGUUUGGAUAAGAAGUUGGGAAAUGCUGGAUUUGGUGCUCUGGGGCAGUGUGUGUAACCUAAAACGAGACGAGAUCGAGUAAGCCCGGCUAGAGAUUUGGCGCCAGAUCGACCUAAUCCCAAAGGAUUUAAGCGUGACCAGCAACCAAAACCGGCUCUCGAUUUCCGCACUAUUCUCCAGGGUGACAUCUUGUGCGCUCAUUUGGUCAUGGAGUCUCAGCAGUGUGAGGAGAGCUCCAAGACUGGAGAGGAAGACCCUGCUGUGGAUAAAGAACUCGCCAAAGCCAUUUUAGCACGACAGUUCCACCCUUCUGUCAUCGGCCCGGAGACGUGGGAGGGUUACAUCUUCUCUGGUUCGGAGAUCCGAAUUAAAGAAUCCACGGACCUCUACGGAGCUGUACUUUGGCCCUCGGCUCUGGUGUUGUGUCACUUCCUGGAGACCAACCGAGAUAAGUACAACCUGAUGGACAAGAACGUGAUAGAACUCGGUGCAGGAACUGGUCUGGUCUCUAUCGUCUCGAGUCUUUUAGGUGCUAAGGUCACUUCCACAGACCUCCCUGAUGUGCUCGGAAACCUCCGGUACAACGUCACAUGCAACACAAAAGGACGGUGCAAAUAUGUCCCGCUGGUGACAGAGCUGGUCUGGGGCCCAGAGGUGGAGCAGAGGUUCCCCCAGCGCACGCACUAUUUCGACUACAUCCUGGCUGCCGACGUGGUCUACGCGCACCCUUAUUUGGACCAGCUGUUGGACACCUUCGGCCACCUGUGUCAAGCCAACACCCAGAUCCUGUGGGCCAUGCGUUUCCGCCUGGACCCAGAGAACAGCUUUGUGGAUCGCUUCGGGGAGCGCUUCCACCUGGAGGAACUCUAUGACCUUCCCAGUCUGAGCAUUAAACUUUAUCGAGCCUGGAGGAGGGACAAGAGGACGGACGAUACCGUUUAAGUUGACUUAAUGGACGAUUUUAUCAUGCGUCUUUCUGAGCCUCUUUUGUUCAUUGACUACA